Coregonus clupeaformis (lake whitefish) is the source of this 2308-nucleotide messenger RNA. RefSeq names its product protein FAM163B-like. The transcript has 3 exons. Lineage: Eukaryota; Metazoa; Chordata; Actinopteri; Salmoniformes; Salmonidae. The record is from RefSeq and is a predicted model, not a curated record. Bases 386 to 898 code for a protein of 170 amino acids.
CCCUUUUUGGAAAUGAAGACAGAUGGAGAUAAACGUGGGAAAUUGUGAUGGGAAUUUACUUAUGUUUGGUUUCUUUUAGAUUCGACACGUUUUUCCCAAGGAAAUAAGUGCUUUGCCACAGAAGAUCCACAGGGAUAGUCACUUUUGUGGUUUUCAGUGUUAAAGGUACAAGACAAAUGUGUGCUCUGAAGAGUUGCCUAGCUGAUGAGAGUUCCAUUCCUCUCCGUUGAAACUCUAUCAAUCACCUUCAGGCGCGGCUGCCUUUGAGCGUCACGUGGCUGCCACACGGAUGCCAAGAACUGGUGUUGCGCGAGCGGGAGGCGCCGGGGAAGCGACAUGGGACGAUUCAAAUACUUAUAGAGAGUGUUGAUGGAGAGGAUUUCGAAUGUCAGCCGGGACAGUGGUUAUCUGUGGUGGAAUUCUAGCUACAGUCAUCUUACUGACUAUCGUUGCAGUACUGUGCUACUGUAGGUUGCAGUAUUAUUGCUGUAAGAGGGAGGAGCCAGAGAGGGAGGAGGAGGAGCAACCGGACCUCACCACAAUGUCCUCUCUCCCCACACCAGUACACACGGCUGGUGACCUCGACGUGAUGACCACACCCCCCUCCGAGCCCAACGGGCCCGACUUUGUCUACACUCCACCCCUGGUCCGCAAACCAAUGACACGCUCCCAUACAUUCUGCCCCUCCUGCACACCUUACUCCCUGCCCUUCUACCUGCAGCAUCCUUCCGAGAGGCUGCGUAACGGCGGCGGCCGCAUCAGCUACAGGACUGUGCAGCAGCAGGAGCUGGACCUGCCCAUGGACCUGGCCAGCUUCAACCACAAGCUCAACCUCAUCCGCUCUGUCACCAUGAGGGAGGUGGUCACCCACAGCCACAGUGUCAGCACUGACGUGUAGCCCCCUGGUGGCUAGGAGGACCAACGUCAGGGACCUGACCUGGCUGGAGGGAAUUUGAUUGAACUCUUACUUAGUGUAGAUAUUUUCCACCUCACCAAACCAAUGGAUACGUUCACUCACUCACUCACACGAUGUAAAGAGGUUUUUUGGUCUCACGUGUAGAUACAUGGACACCCAGUCCUGAAUUCACAUUUUUUUCUCUCACGUCGUCCUUUCACUUCACAUGUUAAUUUGUCAGUGUGUUGAUGGCAAUGUGUCAAUCCGCUCGUCUUUCUUUAGAGAAUUAUGAUUCAGACAGCAAGAAUACAGCAAGGACAUGGUGUAUGUGUGUGUAGGUGUGUGUGUGUGUGUGUGUGUGCAUGUUUGUUUGUGUGUGAGGAAGCACAUGAACAGUAUUAUAAAAGGGCUUAAUAUCAUAGGCAGCAUAUUGGAUCUGUGAUUGUGAGAGAGACAUUAUUUCUCAAGAGAAGCCGGCAGAGCAGGGCCGCCGGAAAACGUGUGGCGAGCUGACAUUUUCUCCAGCAUUUUUCAAUCAGGUGUGGCAGCGCCCCACAACUUUUGAUUUAGUUUACAAAAACAUAUUGACGAGAAAAGCUUAGAAAAAUAGGGGCAACGUGCUGUUAUUUAGACCGAUUUGCCUCAUGAUUUGUCAACUAGCUCACAAUUUCUCUGUCCUUCACAUCGCCGUGCUGCUGCAGUGUCUUGACAAAAAAGAUUCACAGAAAUCACAGGUCGCGCGGGCCUGGCACACCCUUAGCGGAGUUGCCAACAACCGGAUGCACCCAGUUUUCGGGGAUACAGCUAACUCAACCUAGCUUCCUUUUCCGCUGAAAACCGGAGCUCCGCCCAGGCAUUUCUUUUACACCUGCUACAUUAGGUUAGGCCAGGCACAAAGCUCAAGGUGCGCUUCACUUUCCUCUGUAUUUAUUUAGCAAAUGUGAUAACAUAUAAUUCCCGACAGACACAAGCAAAAAACUCUUUGCAUAAAUGUUGUAGCAGCCUACACCUAAACAUUAGCGAUCUGACAUGCUGUAUCGUAUGGAAACAAGAUGAUUUUUCAGUCUGAUCAACUGUAGGCUACUAACAACAGCAGCUGCAAACAGUCUACUCCACCCUGUCCCUCUGGCCUAGCCCAACCGGCUGGCACAUUGCGCUAUUAUUCCUUUUACUUUGUUUGUCCUCCAUUCAGGCUGCAAGGGCGUCGAUUGCCUCCUUAACUAGCUUUAAUGGCGAGCCGACUGAAAAAAACAACUGGAAAAAUAUGCGUACAGGACAGACACUUCACAACAAACUUCAUUUGGAUUUUUUGGGGGACUAUCGGUUGUUCCAUGCAAUGAAUCUGUUUCUAUGGGCUUAUAGCAGUAAGGCCAAAUUCAAUGUUUCAUCAAAUAUUUUUUUAAAUAUAUAUUU